Molecule: messenger RNA, 975 nt
Organism: Belonocnema kinseyi
Lineage: Eukaryota; Metazoa; Arthropoda; Insecta; Hymenoptera; Cynipidae
Exons: 3
Coding region: 1-975 (324 amino acids)
Molecular function (GO): nucleic acid binding
Source: RefSeq, a predicted model, not a curated record
AUGGUCCUCCGUGGCUUAGAAGACAAAAAGAGUGGCCUUCAUCUCCGCUUGGUGCUCCAGAAAAACUCAGUGACUAGAGAAGAACGUCGAGUUACUGUCAACGUAGCAAUUCAGCAAGAACAAAAUCGCUAUUUUCUUAAUGAAAUCAGCGCUCUAAAAAACAAAAAGCAGAUUUCUAACAGUAGAACUCUAAUAAAGCUUACUCCGUUUUUUGAUGGUCAACUUCUUCGUGUCGGAGGUCACUUAAAGCACUCUCUUCUCACUUAUAAAGAGAAGCAUCCAGUAGUUCUACCUCCUGAGUCUGUUCUCACAACUCUUAUCAUCCGCGACUAUCACCCUCGCUGUCUUCAUGGGGGUGUCCAACUUACCCUUGAAACGUUACGACAAUCUUAUUGGAUUCUUCAAGGUUGCAGUUUGGUACGAUCAUUGAUUCAUCGGUGCAUUCCAUGCGUGAGAAACAGAGGUAAUACUCAGCAACAGCUAAUGAGUGACCUCUCUUCCAUCACCAUAACUCCACCUGAACGAGUAUUCAUGAACAUUGGGGUAGACUAUGCUGGGCCCAUCAAUGUUCGCACCUUAAAGGACGAGGUCACCAUUCCCACAAAGCCUGGAUUUUUGUCUAGUGACAAAUGUACGAAUUCUGUGGGAGCAGAUCUUCAACUACAGGAAAUGUUUUCUGAGGCAUCAGCAGAGUUUUCUUUGGUCGCUACAUACCUUGCUUCGCAUGGUACCCAUUGGAAGUUCAAUCUUCCUCCAGCACCUCACUUUGGAGGUUUAUAUGAAUCUGCAGUUGAGUCGACAAAAUUCCAUCUUCGUCGAGUCAUUGGAGACUCUACAUUGACGUUUGAAGAAAUGACAACUGUUUUAACACAAAUUGAGGCUUGCUUUAUUCUCGACCUCUCAGAGCUCAGUCAGAUGAUCCAACAGACAUUUCUGCCCUCACGCCAGGAGAUUUUCUCAUUGGAGGUCCACUGA